AUGACUGUGAUCAACCACAUGCACACUCAUUCUACCAGCUGGAAGGUUACAGCGUGUCCUUCCGGGCCUGAGUACUUGAAUCUCAUGUUGUCCAAGACAGAUCAAGAUAUUUGUGCCUCUCUGCCCAUAGAGACAGAGGAUAGACAACAGAAGGAAACAUUUGCAGAAUCUACUCACAAUCACAAGCAAGCUGUGUGGAUCCACACUGACAAACAAGCGUAUGCAACACAGGACGAUAUAACACUCGUAGCAGUAACGGAAGGACCAGAGCCGCUAUAUUUUCAUUGGCUAUUUGGAGAUGGAGCUGAAAUAAAGACAACAUCCAGAGCCUUCACAAAGAGAUAUCAACUUCCAGACAAAUUCAACGUGAAGGUCAGUAUGUCUGAUGGUCUCACUUCCGUCAGCUCAGAUGUUUAUCCUCUUGUAGUUCAGAGAGCUGUGCGGCCCAACAGGCUUCUGCACCCGCCUUCAGUGUUAUUAAACAGCACUGUGAGCUUCAUCUGCAGAAUCAGCUCAGGCACUGACGUCUCCUAUCACUGGAAUUUUGGAGAUGGAACAGAGCGAGACGGAUCGGGCAUUGAGCAUCACAUCUAUAACAGAACCGGCGAGUAUGUAGUUGAGGUAAUUAUGUCCAACCUGGUGAGCACUACGUCCUUAACAGGACACAUCUUUGUAGUUGAGGAAUCAUGUCAGCCUCCUAUGGUGAAAAAUAUGGGCCCAAACAAAAUACAGGUGUGGCGGUACCAGAAUGUGCAUCUUGCUGUGACCUUUGAGGCCCACAUUCAGUGUAAUGUCUCCAGAGGUCUUAUGUAUAGAUGGACUGUAUAUGACACGAGGGGACAGCCAGUGCUCAUUUCACACACUGAAACAGACAGGCAAUAUUUGGAACUGCCAAAGUAUUUCCUUCAUUAUGGAACAUAUAAAGCUAUAGCAAAGGUCCAGGUGGCUGGUAAUGUGGUGUACAGUAACUACAGUGUUGGAAUUGAAGUGAUGCUCACCCAUCCUGUGAGUGUCAUCAAUGAAGCUACAAGCAUUUUUAUUAAUCGUCAAAGUGGCACAAUUGCACUGGAUGGAGGAAAAUCGUAUGACCCAGAUUACCCCAAUAAUACUAUAAGUUACAGUUGGUCAUGAAGACCAGUUCACACAAAAGAGAGCAACUGUUUCAACACAAACAUUCAGACCACUUCAGCAGUACUUCAAUUUCCCACUUAUUCCCUGAGGUCUGGCUUUGACCUGUUUCAGUUCACUCUCACUGUGUACAGCAGGAAUCGAUCGUCAACAUCUGAGGUGUUCAUCACUGUUACAUCAAAACAACUCAGGUAAAUAAAAAUGCAUAUGUCUUGUACACAUUGUUGUGGAAAUUCUGUGAACUGGAAUGAGCAAUUUUCCAUCUUUGCUCUCUGCUAUGAGUGUGAUUCCCAACCCCAGAUUGUCACAUAUAACUGGAAACUUUACCUGGUUAAUGCUUCAAGCAAAGUUGUUACAGAGGCCCCAUUCUUCAGCAUUGUGGAUCUAGGUUUACCAGCUAAAAUAAAGGAAAACUUGCCUCUCUACCAAGUGCCUGUGGAGACCCCUUACACUGAAGCCCCAUUUACUGAACCCUCAAUUCCAGCGUCUCUGUCUCCUUAUCUUUUAUCUAAUAAUACUGAUAUUUCAUCCUCGGUUGCACCCAAUAUCUUGGCUUCAGAGAUCUAUACAACACCACAUACUAUUAAAGCAUACACUCAAAGUCCCAACACAAACAUGAUAAAACAGUCAUCUUUUCCUACGGACCCAUCCUUAAAUCUGCCCUUUCUAGAGGAAACGGAGUCCUCCGGGGGUCAGUGGGAGUAUGGGGGUCCUUUACCACCCUCAGACAGAGUGUCAUUGACUGACGUGAACUCAGACUAUGAUUACUAUAACUUUGGAAUCGAAGAGGCUGAUCCUGGGAUGCCACUUGGCAGACCGACAGGGAUCGAUCCAAUGGGGUUUAGCUGGAAUGAAGAUUCAUCCUUUCACUCAUAUGACAAUGAGGGUGAUAACCUGGUGGACCCCAGCCUGCUUGGACAGGCGGUAUCUGAGAAGACCCUGCUGGAUCUACACAGAGAGCUCAUUCAUCAGACUGUUUCUGAGUCUAACACUCUCACAGGGUUUUCAUCUUCUGUUGUCACGUUUAAGCCCUUCACGCUUAAACCAAUGAGUCUUUAUAUGCUUGAGGUGUCUGCAAGUGAGUACGGGCGGCUGCAGGGGAAGAGCCAGCUGUUCUUUCACACACAAGCUGUUCCUGAGGGAAUGAGAUGUCAAAUACAACCCAGCACAGGCUCUGAAAUCCACACUCAUUUCAGCAUCUUUUGCUCUUCUGGAAAAGAGGAUCUCAUGUUUGAGUACAGUUAUAGAGUUGGAAACUCUCCAAGGAGACUGCUUUACGAGGGCAGAGAUUUCCAACAUUACUUUAAUCUUCCUAGUGGGGAUCCGGAUGACGAUUACAAGGUCACAGCCUAUGUGGAAAUAAAGAAUAGAUUCGGAGCGACCACCAAGCGCUCCCCUGUGAACGUCACCGUUCUGCCAAGCUUUCAGAUGAACUCGUCCUCUCAGCUCAGCCCUGAUCAAGAACUGUAUAUAUAUGGAAUAGGUAACUUAACCGGUCUGCACAAAAUCGGAAGCAACAGAGACAUCAUCAACUACAUUCAUCUUCUGACCACAGUCUUAAACCGUCUGAGUCUGAGCCAAGAGUUCUCUGCUGAUCUUCUGACUCUCACACGUUCAGCUCUCAUUUCAUCCAUCUGUCAGCUUACCAUCACUGACCAGGGAAUUCUUUUGGAAACCAUUCGCAUGCUUACUGAUUUAAUCAAAAUCUCUAGUCAAAACAUCUCAUCAAUCCUACAUGAGUCCAAACCGCCAGCAGGAUACUUACUGGACAUCAAGGUUGUGAAUGCACUGGUUUCUCUCCUGUCUGGUGUCCUGGAUGCUCCAGUACUGUCCAUCAGACCAGGACAACAACUCAUAAACAAAGUGCUUCACACCAUCACUGAUUUAGUGCUGAGUUAUAUGCUGUCCAAUGAUGUCCCACAGUACAAUAUGAGCGCCACUUCAAUGAAAGCAUUAGUCUGGACCAUUGACCACUCUCGUACAACAGUGAAAUCAUUCGGCCUCACCACGUUCCACCUCACUGACUUUCUGGAGAUGCAAUUUCAGCAAUGGAAUAGCAAUUACCAACACAAGCCCUGUGUUAUUACCUGGAUCACAGAGUACAGGCAGAGUCCAUACCGCUGGGCCAGAACCCCCUCACAGCUCGAUGGAGACACAGCAGACAUUCGGCUCUACAGCUGCACCACUAAGAAAGAAAUCAAAGUGCGACACCUGGCCACCCCGGUUACCAUUACGUUUCAGAGGAGAGCGGAGAGCAAUAGCAGACAUGCAGGGUUCGCUCUUCUUCGUAGCCGUGUGAACACCCAUCAAUUCAACGUCACGCAAAAGAUCCUGCAAAGAGCCCUUCACAUCACUGUGCGAUUUAACAGGCCAGCUGAACGGCCUUUUCCCAUCCUACUGCUGCUGAGAAUGUAUGAUCAACCAACACCUAAACUGUACAAUGAGAAAAAAAUGCAUCAGUGGAAAAGCCAGACAGCACACAUAUUUCUCCCUGGAUCCUCUCUGCGUGUUGCUGGCACUGUCUACCUGAUGCUUCUCAGUGCUGACUAUAAUGAAAGCCCUGGUAACAAGUACAUUGUCAGUGCAGUGAACUACACAAUUAACAUCGAGUCGGUGGAGUGUUUGUCUUGGGAUGGUGUGAGAGCGUGGAAAUCCGAUGGUUGUUUUACGCAUGGUGGAGUUUCCCCAGACAAGAUCAACUGCAGCUGCAUGCGCUUGACAUCAUUUGCUGUGUCACAUCAGAAAAUCAUAAGCAGUUAUAACUCAGCUGAUGUUUCGCAGUUUAUCAACUCAAAUACAAACUACACACUGAUCAUUGUGUCAGUCAUGUUCUUGACUCUGUAUGUGGUGGUGCUGGUCAUCAGUACUCAUACUGAUGUUUCAAUGCAGAAAACUACAGGCUCAUUUCUGCUACCAGAAAACAAUCCUUUAGACCAGUUCCUCUAUGCUGUCACCAUACAAACAGGCUUUAGAUCUAGGACCAAGAUGACAGCACGGGUCCACAUUGUUCUGUAUGGAGAUGAUGGUGUCUCUCAAACAAGGGAACUCAGCAGUACUGACUCCAAACUUUUUACCUGCAACUCUAGGAACACUUUUAUUCUUAGCACUCCAGAGAGUCUGGGUCGAGUAUGGAAGGUGCACCUCUGGCAUGAUAACGGAGGUCUAUGUCCCAGCUGGUUCCUGAGUCAUGUGGUGGUCAGAGACCUGGUGCAGGGGUCCUGCUGGUUCUUUCUGGGCCAGUGCUGGCUGGCAGUGGAUGAAGGAGAUGGAAAAGUAGAGAGGAUCCUUAAUGCUGCUGAACACAGCCUGACAUUUAAACAGUUUCUACAUUUGAAACUCACAGAGUACUUGGGGGACUUUCAUCCAUGGCUGUCUGCCUACAGCUGUCCGUCCUACAGCUCAUACACACACGUGCAGCGUUUAAGCGUGUGUACGCUUCUUCUGCAGGGUUACAUGUGUGUCGGCACAAUGCUCAUUAAUCUUUUGGAAGAACAGCACUUCCUAGAGAUGGGCCUUAUCGAUGUUUCACCGGUCUCCAUGGUAACAGGGCUGUGCAGUGUUCUUGCUGUGAUGCCGGUAGGGAGUCUGGUGUCUCUGGUGUUUCGUGUCCGUAAGACAAACAUAUCUAAGAAUCUCUCAGAAGAACAGUACAGGGUUAAUGUGCCUGAUGUUUACUCUGUAGAAGAUCACCACGAUGCGCUUCUGAUAAAUGAUUGCACGUUUGAAACGAAUUUGUCCCACCGCUGGACUCGGGGCUCAUGGAGAAAAGAAUAUAAGUAUGGUACUCAGAAUUGGAAGACAUCUGAUUCAGUGUCUGCGUCAAAACGGCAGGAGGAUGCAGAUGCUAUCAUUGAGAUUGUAGAUGACAACAGAUCCGAUUUCAACAACAGAUCACAUGUGAAAAGCAAACAGAAUCAGUCUGAUCUCAGAUCAUGCACCUCUGCAGACGUUCAGGAGAACCAGCAGUUUUGUGUUAGAAUGAGUAAUCUUAAGUCGUGGUGUUAUUAUUUGGGCUGGACCCUCUGCAUCUCCCUCUCUCUUAUGUCUAUCAUCAUCACCUCAACUCUAGGAAUAAGGUUCAGCAGGACAAAGGCCCUUCUGUGGAUUCAUUCAGUGUUCUGUUCUCUUGUCUGCUGUGGCUUUGUACUUCAUCCAGCGAUGAUACUAAUAAUUGCUAUCACUGUGUCUCUGCUGCAUCGAGAGAGACCAGACUGGUUCCACAGUCUGAGUGUUAAAGGACCCGUAACUGAGUUAUUGAGACACAGGGACCAAAAUAUAGACAAUGUGUUGUUUAACCCAUACCAACAGGGGAGGAUAACACAGUUUGAGAAGGUGCUUGCAGCCCGUCAGAGAGCCAGAUACCUCCGUCUGGUGCGACCACCAAACUCAAGAACGUUAAAGAGCGUGAGGGGUCAGAUUAAGAAAAGAACUCUCCUUCACAAAACUGCAAGGGAUUUGAUGUUACACCUUAUCAUGCUGUCACUCAUUCUCUUUGUAACGUACGGAAAGUCUGACAAUGACCACAAGUACCCUUUGAAUCAGGCCAUUACAACAUACUUCACAAAGAGCCAACAGAAUUCAUUUCAUUCUAUCCAAAACCAUGAUGAUUGGUGGAACUGGACAUCGACUACAUUCCUAGAGAGACUGUACCAUAAGAACAAUGGCCAUGAUAAAAGAGCUAAUAUUGGAACCGAACCUUUAAGAGGUGCCUAUUCUCUCACUGUGACCCCGGUUAUUAAAAAGAUCGAGAGCACAUAUAACUCAUCAUCUCAGAUUUUGAAUUUGUUGGGAAAGAGCAGCUCUGCAAUAAGAAGUCAGACCGUAGAUGAAGAUCUGAGCUCCACCGUCUCCAUCUCAAGCUCCAAUGACCAAUCUGUCAUAGAGAAUGACUCACUUUGUGGAAAACUUGGUUGCUAUGAGGGAAAAGGAGUGAGUGUCAGCCUUGGAAAAACAAGGUCUCAAGUGAUGCAGGUCAUUGAAAAGCUUCAGACCACUGGCUGGAUGACUCGGUUCACCCAUGUUGUGAGGAUCCAGUUUCUUCUCCACAAUGCGCCCACUAACCUCUUCACGUCAGUCAGUAUUGUAGGUGAACGAACUCCAACAGGAGCCCUGAUGCCUUCAACCACUGUACAAUCUACCAGACUCCACCAUUUCCCAGCUGCCCUUGAUUACAGUGUUAUGACCUGUGAGGUGGCAGUUAUCAUCUGUGGACUUUUGCGCUAUGCCUGCUCUGUGUACCACUCCAUGCUAAAAGCAGAGAUGAUUGACUUCCUGCAGAGGGUGGAUUUUAAAUUACAUGUUGAUUUAAGUCCCAUCUUGUUUUGUGAGAAGCUUUCUCUAGCAAUCCAUGGCAUUGUUGUGAACUUGCUUCUCCUGAAAUGUGUGCUCUUCUUACGGCUUAACAAAACAGCGGCAGCUGCAGUCUCUGCUUUGAAGCAUAUCUUCUCCAGCCUGCUUUGGUUACUGGCACCUGGUGUUAUUGUCGCACUGGCCGCCUCCUGUCUGUGGAACCUGAUCUUGAAUUCAUUCCUGUCUACUAGCAUCACUGGAUUUGUUGAUUUAUUUUUUUCUCGCUCUUCUCUCAUGGACCACUUUAGUAACCAAACCAAAUCAAAACUUCAUUUUGGGGUUCUAUUUUGCGCUAUGAUUCCUCUGAAAGCUGUGGUAAUUGUCACCCUUACAAUUUUUGUGAAACAAAUAAAAAGAACUACAAAGAGAAAAGAUAUCACAGUGUUUGACCUGAUCUCUUGCAUCAGAAAUAAAGCUUUACUUCUUAUCGGCAAAGGCAGCCAAAUACCAGACUGUCGUGUUCAUACAAAUAGCUUUUAUUUGGAAGAGUUUGAGGAUCUCAUGGAUGAGCUACUGUUUCAUCUUUGCAGUAUGUCAGAGAAUGUCAACACCCUCCCAGCAAAAGAAAAUGUAUUUGAAACCCAGAGCACUUUCUCCUUUCCAAAUUCUCGGCAUGAUCCUGGCUCAGACUCAGGUUAUUAUCAAUUAUCAAUCAAUCAGUUACAUUAAUUUAACGUUAUAAAUGAUAUCAAUGGCAUCAUAUUUUGGAUAGAGUGCUGAUUUUGAUGUGACCUUUAUGAGUGGCCAGACAAACAAGUUUGAGGAGUUGAAACACCUGAAAGGUGAAGAAAACACUUUAAGAGCACCACUUGAAUACCAAAUGCCUCCAUAUUUAAACCGACGAAAACCCCAGGAGAUCCAUUCAAAAGGGCUAAAGCAUUUCAGAAGCAAGCGGCUAAACGGUACCCCAG
Molecule: messenger RNA, 7388 nt
Organism: Triplophysa rosa
Lineage: Eukaryota; Metazoa; Chordata; Actinopteri; Cypriniformes; Nemacheilidae
Product: polycystic kidney disease 1 like 1
Exons: 47
Molecular function (GO): protein binding
Source: RefSeq, a predicted model, not a curated record